Rhea pennata is the source of this 2015-nucleotide messenger RNA. It is a transcript of the gene PLPP3, whose product is annotated as phospholipid phosphatase 3. Gene Ontology annotation, cellular component: plasma membrane. The transcript is spliced from 6 exons. Gene Ontology annotation, molecular function: phosphatidate phosphatase activity; sphingosine-1-phosphate phosphatase activity. Bases 502 to 1443 code for a protein of 313 amino acids. The record is from RefSeq and is a predicted model, not a curated record. Gene Ontology annotation, biological process: phospholipid dephosphorylation; phospholipid metabolic process; signal transduction. NCBI's taxonomy places the organism in Eukaryota, Metazoa, Chordata, Aves, Rheiformes, Rheidae.
CAGAAACAAGCCGGUGGCUCCCAGAGCGGUCGGGGCGGGCGCGGCGGGAGCCCCCAGCGCAGCGCGGAGCGGAGCGCGGAGCCCACCUGCCCCCCGAGAGUCGCCACCGCCGCCCUGACACCUUCCCCCCCGCGCACAAAGACACUAUAUAUAUAUAUAUACACACACAUAUAUAUAUAUAUUUUUUUCUCCCUCCCCCUGACUUUUCCUCCAGGACUUUUCCACCGCCUUGGGACACUCGCAAACUUAUCCCUUUCUCCCUCUUUCCCUCUCACCCCUCCUGUGCUGGUGGUUUUGGGUUUGUUUUUUUGUUUUUUGCUUUUGUUUUUGGGAAGACUGCCUGCCUUUUGGGCUCCUGUGCCCCAGCGGAGAGGCCGGGAGCGGCUCCGGCAGCGCGGGCAGCACCUCCCCGGCGCACCGCGUGGGAGCCCCGCGGCGCGGAGCGGAGCGGCGCGGCGCGGCGCGGCCCGGCGCGGCUCGGCUCGGCGCUCGCCGCCGAUAAUGCAGAGCUACAAGUACGACAAGGCGAUCGCGCCGGAGAGCAAGAAUGGGGGCAGCCCGGCGCUGAACAACAACCCGGCCAAGGGCAGCAGCAAGAAAGCCCUGCUCAUCUGCCUCGACUGCCUCUGCCUCGUCAUGGCUGGAUUGCCCUUCCUGAUCAUUGAAACGAGCACAAUCCAACCCUACCAGCGGGGCUUUUACUGCGACGAUGACAGUAUCAAGUACCCUCUUAAAACGAUGGAGACGAUCAACGAUGCAGUGCUGUGUGCUGCAGGCAUCCUCAUUACCAUCCUCGCUAUUAUAACGGGAGAGCUCUACCGGGUCCACUACUUGAAGGAGAAGUCGCGAUCCUUCAUCCAGAACCCGUACGUGGCGGCGCUGUACAAGCAGGUGGGCUGCUUCGUUUUCGGCUGUGCCAUCAGCCAGUCCUUCACAGACAUUGCCAAAGUGUCCGUCGGGCGCUUGAGACCUCAUUUCCUGGACGUUUGCGAUCUUGAUUUCUCGACGGUCAACUGCGCCAAGGGAGUUUACAUCCAGAACUACACCUGUAGGGGAAGCGACAGCAAAGUCCAGGAAGCCAGGAAGUCCUUCUUCUCGGGGCACGCGUCCUUCUCCCUCUACACCAUGCUUUAUUUGGUGUUUUAUCUGCAGGCCAGAUUCACGUGGAAGGGCGCCCGGCUGCUUCGCCCCCUCCUCCAGUUCACGCUCAUCAUGAUGGCGUUUUACACGGGACUGUCCCGCGUGUCCGACCACAAGCACCACCCCUCCGACGUGCUGGCGGGGUUUGCGCAGGGCGCCCUGGUGGCUUACUGCGUGGUGUUUUAUGUCUCAGAUCUCUUCAAACCCAAGACAAAGACUUGCCUGCCUCCACCCCCCAUCCGGAAGGAGAUCCUUUCGCCUGUGGACAUCAUUGAACGGAAUAACCAUCACAACAUGGUGUAGACCUCUGAAAAAAUCCGAUUUGUUUUUUAUUUUAAAUUUUUUUUUUGGUUUUUUUUUUGCAAAAAUGACUGCUGACAGCAACUACCUGCUGCUCUCAAAUCUCAUCAGACAGUAGAAUGUAGGGAGAGACUUUUUGGCCCGACCAGCGAAGUCUUACUCUGUGGUCUUUCCAACUGGCGACAUUUGGAUGAAAGGGGGGUUGUUCAGCUGAGUCGAAAGCAACAGCGAGAAGCAAAACAAAACGAAACAAAACAAACAAACAAAAAAAAGCCGAACAAACCAAGAGAGGUGCCGGAGUUCUGGAUGUGCAAUUGGUUUGAGUGUUCAUGUUGUAGUGAACGCCAAAUUGUUCAUAGCGUAAUGAACACUAAACGAUUUUGUAGAGCUGGCCAUCUUAGGUUUUUUACUCUGAAGAUUUCCAAUGCCUGUGCGAAAAAACACACAAAAAAACCCAACUCACAGCUAAAUUAUAGAGCACUAUAUACAAGACACAGCACUGAGUCAAGAUUUGGGAUUGGUGUAUAAGAGUUGCUUUUUUUUUUUUCUUUUUAAUAUUUUUUUCCUCCUCCAUU